AUGGAUAUUUUCGUGAUUUGGUGGAUACAGGAGGGGUUUUCAGUUUGGUUUGGGACUCCACGAGGAAGAGAGGAAGGUGUGGCUCUGGUUUUCUUCGAGAUGUUGGAGGUGACGGUGAGUAGAGGAGGGAGAUUAUGUUCACAUGACAGUGAUGGGUCUGUGAGUGAAUGUAGCGGUUUGGGCAUGAGGGGGACAGCUGGGGUGAAAAUGGGAAACGGAAAAGGAAAAGCUGUCGUGCUUGGAGCAAGGCAACACCCACUAAAACCCCACAAAAUAGGCCGAUUGCCAAAACCAUAA
Messenger RNA from Dovyalis caffra, 297 nucleotides. The record is from the annotation of a GenBank genome assembly. NCBI's taxonomy places the organism in Eukaryota, Viridiplantae, Streptophyta, Magnoliopsida, Malpighiales, Salicaceae.